Messenger RNA from Dioscorea cayenensis subsp. rotundata (Guinea yam), 852 nucleotides. RefSeq names its product leucine-rich repeat protein 1-like. The coding region runs from base 32 to 649 and encodes 205 amino acids. The transcript has 7 exons. The record is from RefSeq and is a predicted model, not a curated record. Gene Ontology annotation, molecular function: protein binding. NCBI's taxonomy places the organism in Eukaryota, Viridiplantae, Streptophyta, Magnoliopsida, Dioscoreales, Dioscoreaceae.
CAGAGAAACAGAGAAACAGAGAAACAGAGAGAUGAGGAAGCAUAGCAACUCCUUUCUUGUUCUUGCUCUUGCUCUUGCUCUUGCUCUUACAGCAGUGCUCGUAGAUUGCAACUCAGAAGGUGACAUCCUUCAUGCUCAGAAGUUAGUUUGGGAAGACCCAAACAAUAUUCUCAAGAGCUGGGAUCCCACACUUGUCAAUCCAUGCACUUGGUACCAUGUUACCUGCAACAAUGACAACUCUGUCAUCAGACUGGAUUUGGGUGAAGCUGGCUUGUCUGGACCAAUCCUUCCACAGCUUGGGAAUUUAACAAACCUUGAAUACUUGGAACUUUAUGGAAAUAAUAUAAAUGGAACAGUGCCUGAGGAGUUGGGUCAAUUGUCAAAGUUAAUCAGCAUGGAACUCCAGCAGAAUUUAUUGACUGGACCUAUUCCUUCUUCAAUUGGGAACCUCAAGUCCUUGAAAUUUCUGAGAUUGAAUGCAAACAUGCUGACAGGGGAGAUUCCAAUUGAAAUUCUCAAUCUCAUUCGGUCUGGCAAUAUAAGUGUCAUGAACAUUUCUGACAACUAUUUGGACGGGACAAUCAGAAGAUCUGAACAGACAGGAUUUUCAAUUACUACAGUUAUCAUGGAUCAGAAAACUUUCAGAUAAUGCACAGAGAGACAGAGAGAAAGAGACUCAUCCACAAAUUAGACUUAUAUUCAUAAGAGAUACUGAAAGAAACAAUACUAUUAUAUCACAUCUUGUUAGCAUUGUGUAUCUUUGAUCAUAUCAAAGUCUUUGGUUUGUAGUCAAUUUUCAUAAUUAUCUUCUCUUCAACAUUGUAUACAGAAACAAUGAUUUAUACUAUAAUU